AGAAAGGUAACUGUAUUAUUUCAAGUAAAUAAUUUCCUAUCUGUCUUAUCUGCACAUCAAUUAGUUUAUGCCUCUCGUUUAUCUUUAUCUGUCAGAAACUUAUGUCAAUGCUCCCAGAUAAAUUAAUAAUAUUUUCUUAAUUUUUUUAUAACACACCAGAUGUCUCUACCACGUGAAGGCAGAGUGACCUGAGUGACCCAUAAAAGAGGUACAUUUAGUAAUUUAUACAUGAGGAGGAGGAAGAGUUACUAGUAUGACAUAUGGUGGAAAGAUUGUCUGAAUAAUAUACUUUUGUAAUAGUUUUACCAAAAUGUGUCUUAAACUAAUGUAGUUAAAACAAGAGUCUUUAAUAAGCCAAUAAGAACAAUAUUAAUACAUGACCUGAAAAAGUAGGUAAAUUGUUAAUGAGAACUUAAUGCAAUCUUACAUUCACUGCUCAUUAUCAAAUUAAUCUUCUUUCUUUCUUUCAAUAAACUGACCAUAUCCCACCGACACGAAAGGAAAAACAAAAGUUUUUCCUUUUAAAUUUAGUAAUAAAUACAGGAGAAGGGGUUACUAACCCCUUGCUCCCGGCGUUUUAGUUGCCUCUUACGACAUGCAUGGCUUACAGAGGAAGAAUUCUGUUCCACUUCCCCAUGGAGAUAAGCGGAAAUAAACAAGAACAAGAACUAGUUAGAAAAUAGAAGGAAGACCAGAGGAGUGUGUAUAUAUAUGCUUGUACAUGCAUGUGUAGUGUGACCUAAGUGUAAGUAGAAGUAACAAGACGUACCUGAAGUUGUCAUAUAAAUGUCUGACCUAUAUAACCAGUAUGUGUACUUAGUACUAAAAUGUACAUGUACUAAAAUGUACAUGUACUAAAAUGUACAUUGUGCAUGUCAUGCAUCAGUUUACCCAAGGUAAGACCAUUAAUUAUUUGAGUGUAUGGUAAGUACCAAGACUAGUAGAGAAAAUAUUGUAGCAGUGACUAAACUGUAUAUGAAGCACUAAGAAUUCUGGAGAGAAUAUAGCUAAGUAACUGAUAAUUAUUAUGAAUUAUUUUUUAUAAUGCAUGAUAGCUUAUACAAAAUAUCGAUAUACAUUUUUUAAAACUUUUGUGAAAGCUUUAAGAGCAACAUUUGGAAUUAUGUACAGCAAUAAAGAACCCAUCAGUGGAGGUGCUGCCUGUGAAAGGCUCUUGAUCCUAGAAAUUGGAGCUAUCCUGUUCCUCUAAUCACCCCACACAUUUCUCAAACACUUGAAUAACCAGUACUGGUUUAGACUUCCCCAAGUUUAUAAUAAUAUUGCAAUAUAAUAUUAAAGAAAUAUUAGUUAUCAAUAUAGUCAAACAUUCUCUAAAAUCUAUUCAUAUGGAAGAUUAUUGUUUGGUAACAGAGUUGUGACUGAGUGGAACAAACUCCCUAGUAGCUAAAACCUUAAGUAGUUUUAAAAAGAGAAAGUACUCGUUUGUGCUUUAUUGUUAUCUGUUUACAAUAAUGUUUUAUCACUGAUUACAUCAUUGCUUAGUUAAUAUUAACCCUUAAACGGUCCAAACAGAUUGACGUUCAAAUUCGUAGUGCUCCAAAAGUAGAUCUAUUUUUUUUUACAUAUUUCCAAAUAUAACAAAAAAAAAUAUAGAUAAAAGUUUUUUUACACGUUUUCAAAUGUAAAACAAAAAAGAUCUACAUUUUUUACAUACUUUCAGAUGUUGAAAAAACGUAUAGUAUAUACAUUUGGACCAUUUAAGGGUUAAGUUAAUUUUAAGCCAGCCCGUAAUGCUAUGCAUAUAAGUGGCUUUGGCAUGCUGCUCUUAUCUGUAUUUUUUGUACCUCUGUAUGUUCAAAUUAUUAAAUAAAUAAAUAAAUAAAAAGUACAUAAGAGGGUUUUGGUGGGUGUUGCUUGGACUUAAUUAUUAUGGGCCACUAAGCCUACCCCAGUGUGCCUUUAUUCUUUUUAAGUUAAUCAAUAUGUCUGAAAUAAUUGAAAAAGAUUCUGUUGAAAGAAGACUAAUAAUUCAUGGAGAAGACAAACUGCAUCAGAGUCUAGAAGAUUUUAAACAAAAAUCUCAGGGAACAUCAAAUAUUAUUAUUGUUAAUGGUAAAAAAACAUUUCCAUGUUCAUUAUGUCUAAAAGUCUUUUCAUAUAAUUCUUGUUUAAUAAAACACAUGAGAGUUCAUACUGGAGAGAAACCAUUUCGGUGUUUAGAGUGUCAUAAAGGUUUUACCCAAAAGUCUAGUUUAAUGAACCACAUGAAAAUCCAUACUGGAGAGAAGCCAUUUCACUGUUUGGAAUGUCUAAAAGACUUUUACCAAAAAUCCGAUUUAACAAAACAUGCGAGAGUUCAUGAUGAAAAGAAGCCAUUUCAGUGUUCAGAGUGUGUAAAAGGUUUUUUACGAAAAUCUAGUUUGAUAAACCACAUAAAAACUCAUACUGGGGAGAGACCAUUUAAAUGCCUAGAGUGUCAAAAAGACUUUUAUGAGAAGUCUAAUUUAAUAAAACAUAUGAGAAUUCAUACUGGAGAGAAACCAUAUCAAUGUUCAGUGUGUCUAAAAAAUUUUAACCAGACAUCUACUUUAUUAAUACAUAUGAGAAUUCAUACUGGUGAAAAGCCAUUCAAGUGUUCAGAGUGUUCAAAGAGGUUUUCAAGCAAAUCUUCUUUAAUAGAUCACACAAAAGUUCACACUGGAGAAAAACCAUGUCAGUGUUAUUUAUGUCUUAAAUCCUUUUCAGAUAAAUCUGCUUUAAUAACUCACAUGAGAAUUCAUACUGGAGAAAAACCAUAUCAGUGCUCAGAGUGUCUAAAAGCCUUCACCCAAAAAAAUACUUUAGUAGACCACAUAAAAAUUCAUACUGGAGAGAAACCAUACCAUUGUUCAAUAUGUCUAAAAGACUUUAGGAGAAAAUUUCAUUUAAAAAAACACAUACGCGUCCAUACAGGAGAAAAACCAUUUCGGUGUUUAGUGUGUGCAAAAGAAUAUGUAGAUAAACGUAAUUUAGUAAAACACAUGAGAAUUCAUCCAAGGAAGUAGUUAUAUCAGUGUUAAACCCUUUCACUGUUGAGAUCCUGAUCACAAACUUGCUCUCAGUGUCGAAAAAUAUUAAACAAAAUUAUUUUAUCUUAACAAAAUCUUAAGAAUAUUUUUCUGAGUGUUUUAAAAGAAAAAAAUUUUUUGCAAUCAUUAUUUACCAAGAUAGUAUAGAGGCGUGACAUUGACAGAAGGUGAACCUUGGAUGGCAACAUCGGCAACUACCACUCAUUCGGAAAUAUUGUUUUUACUUUUAUUCUAUUUUUUCUUUUCUAAUAUUUUAUUUUUUCAAGUAACUUUUGUGGUCUGUGAGACCAAUAUAAUGCAUAAUGUAUAUAUAUCCACUCGUUGGCACUGAUGGACAUCCUGCAGCCAGUCCCAGAUGUGGUCUGCUGGUGGGUACUGGAUAUUGACAGGUGGUUGUGGUUGUGCAAGUUGUUGUGGCGUGUGUGGUUGAAGGUGGCCUUUGUUGUGGAUGUGCGGAGUCAACAGCAUGGCUACCAUCCUGGGGUGCCGCUGGUGCCACAUGACGCAUUGCACCACCACCUGCUGCCGUGUGUAUAUUAUCCAUCCCAGUUGUAACAUUACUCAUUACCCACACCAUCUUCCCCACCACCCACACUGUCUUCCCCAUGACCUAUGCUGGAAAUAAGUCACUGACUUUUUUGGGUUAUCCUAGGAUCUCUACACAUAUGCUGCUAUGUACGAUAAUCUAUGUAACUGUAUUUGUGUAUACCUGAAUAAAUUUACCUACACA
This is a messenger RNA of Cherax quadricarinatus, 3759 nucleotides long. Lineage: Eukaryota; Metazoa; Arthropoda; Malacostraca; Decapoda; Parastacidae. The record is from RefSeq and is a predicted model, not a curated record.